AUGUUGAAAAAAGAAACCUCGAACAACCAAACGCCGAAGAAAAAAGUGACCGUCAAGACAUACCUAGAAGGUGAUGUCCGCCAUAACCGUGCCCAGAUUUACGGUUGCUGCUGCGGCAAACACCUCCCCGAAUCUAACACCCAACAGCAAGUAUCUCAAGCGAAGCCUCAGAAGCGAGUUCCUCAACCACCCAUACCCCCGAAGGCUUCAUACCAGCGCGGACGGCACCCGUUUCACAAAAAGCCCGCACUGGCACAGAUGCCGGAUUUGCCGCGGUAUGCACAGCCCGUGAAGCUGAUACGGAAACAAGAGCAGGAUCAGGCCCAGAACCAACAAGCUCAGAAACAAGAUAAGAAACAGGCUGCCAAGUUGAAGUCUCAGGAAAAGCCUCAGAAGCCACAGCUACCCAAGAUGCGACCCAGAAUCAACUCCACGCAAGAGCUGCCUCCUAACUGGACCUGGUACCCUUACGCUUCACACCAGGUUCAGCGGGACGAGGACCAGAGUAAGCCUCCGUUGGAAAAGGAUCGGCUUGCGCACAAGAAGGACUCUCUGGAUUUGCCUCAAGAACCAGGACCUGCAUAUCGUGGACGGCGGCCUUUCGACAGUGAUGUUCAGAUGCCGACAUCUCGGAUCCAACCUCCUCAGGAGCGACCGCAGCAACAGAUUUGGGAGUCUAAUUACUUGGUAUUGACUCCUAUGAGUUCAAGGGCGUCUUCUGGGGUGGAUGAGAACUCGAAUUAUGAGUGGCAUAGUGUUAUUGGUACACCUAACUGA
Messenger RNA from Aspergillus chevalieri, 777 nucleotides. RefSeq lists its product as uncharacterized. NCBI's taxonomy places the organism in Eukaryota, Fungi, Ascomycota, Eurotiomycetes, Eurotiales, Aspergillaceae. Bases 1 to 777 code for a protein of 258 amino acids. The transcript has 3 exons. The record is from RefSeq and is a predicted model, not a curated record.